Molecule: messenger RNA, 4721 nt
Organism: Haliotis rufescens (red abalone)
Lineage: Eukaryota; Metazoa; Mollusca; Gastropoda; Lepetellida; Haliotidae
Product: multidrug resistance-associated protein 1-like
Exons: 30
Coding region: 47-4669 (1540 amino acids)
Biological process (GO): transmembrane transport
Cellular component (GO): membrane
Molecular function (GO): ABC-type transporter activity; ATP binding; ATP hydrolysis activity
Source: RefSeq, a predicted model, not a curated record
AGCACGCUAAACAACUUUAGCCCCGACCAUUGGAUACUCACACACAAUGUCCUCGCUCUGUGACGGGACCCAGAUAUGGGACACAAACCUGACCUGGUACAACACUUGGCCACAGUUCACAGACUGCUUCAAGUCCACGGUGUUGGUGUGGGUGCCAUGUGGGUUGCUGUGGCUGACGUCGCCGUUCUAUCUCUACUACCUCCUGAACGUCACACCGACGUCGUUGUCGUCACGAUAUAAAUAUCUAGCAAAGACGAUAGUGUGCUCAUGCCUCGUCAUACUCUCUGUCAUACGACUCAUCGACGCUGCAGAUAGUUACAACACCACCAACUUCUCUGCCUUGUUCAUCUCACCUGCAGUCCAGGCAGUUACCUUUCUGUUUGCUAUGUUGCUACUGCUCCUGGAGAGGAAGAAAGGCCUCAUCACUUCCGGGGUGAUGUUCACCUUCUGGCUGUUGCUCACAGUGGCUGGCAUCAUCCCCUUCUACUCCAUCAUCUUCGAGAAGCAAUAUGGACAGACCACCCUUAAAGUUGUAACAUUCUACAUAUACUAUGGGCUAGUACUGUUGGAGCUGUUCCUGAGCUGUUGUGCAGAGACGUCUUCAGAAGGGACUAUCCAGAACACGGAACCGUGCCCUGAACUGAGUGCUUCCUUUCUCUCAAGGAUUACCUUCUGGUGGAUGAACAGCUUAUUACUGAGGGGUUAUCAGAAGGCUUUGACAGAAACAGACGUCUAUGAUAUUCAUCCCGAUGAAGCGUCCGCCCUUACUGUGAUGCGGUUUCUACCACAGUGGGUCAAAGAGAUAGACAAGACCAAGACACGAGAAAACGCGACAGACAGAGACAGGGAAGUGUUAUAUUCUAAAACACUUAGCGAAUCUCUCAGUGUGGAUGCUGCUGAUGAAAAGUCUCCUUUGUUGAUAAAAGACAACACGACGAAGAUGACAGAAGCGGAUUUGACUUUCACUGGCAACAACGUGUCCCUAGCUAUGACAUUAUGGAGGACUUUCUGGUUCGAUAUGAUACAGAGUCAGCUGUGGAGACUUGUAAGCGAGAUGCUUAAGUUUGCUAGUCCUUUGAUACUCGGCCUGCUCGUUACGUUCACAACAGACGGAACAAUACCCACGUGGAAAGGCUACGUGUUGUGUGUCAUCCUCUCUAUCUCCACAUUAACGCAGACAGUCUUUUCUCAAGCCAACUGGUACCAAGCUAGAAAGGUGGCGCUGAGGGUGGCUGCUGUCACCAUAUCUGCUAUCUUUAGAAAGUCUUUGAGGAUGAGCAACAAGGCCAAGACAGAAUGGACAACAGGUGAAAUUGUGAACCUGAUGUCUGUGGACGUAGAACAUUUACGAACGUUUACAAUGUGGGCCUGGGAAGCGUGGGCGCAUCCUCUGAAAAUUGCUAUUGCCCUUUACCUCCUAUACCAGUCUCUGGGAGCCUCUAUGUUCGCUGGGAUGGCGGUGUUAUUUGUGUUGUUGCCCGUCAACACUAUUGCCACUUUCAAGUGGAAGAAAUAUGAGACUGAAUUGAUGCAACAGAAGGACAAGAGGAUGAAGAUGAUGCAUGAAGUCCUCAAUGGAAUAAAGAUUCUUAAAUUAUACGCCUGGGAACCGUCAUUCCAAGAGAGGAUCCUUGAGGUCCGGAAGCAUGAGCUGCACAUUUUGUGGAAGAUCUCCCUCACGCAGAGUUUCAACACCUUCUCCUGGACCCUUAUUCCCUACCUCGUAUCACUAGCUACGUUCACGACAUAUAUUUUCACAUCAGAAGAUCACUAUCUCCGACCUGAUGUCGUCUUUACUGCCAUGUCACUCUUAAGCAUCGUCAGACUAGCGGUCGUCAGUUUACCAACUCUUUUCACAGAUUUAGUUCAGGCUAUCGUGUCACUGAAGAGAAUUAACAAGUUCCUCAAUGCGGAAGAUUUAGAUGAUAAUCAGAUAUUGUGGAGCUCCACACAAGAUCCUGCACUGAAGAUCACAGACGGUUGUUUUCGGUGGACUUCCGAACUUGGACCAGCUCUCACAAAUAUCAACUUUACUGUUGACGAAGGCCAGCUUGUAGCUGUCGUAGGUCAAGUUGGAUCGGGAAAAUCUUCACUUGUAUCUGCAAUAUUGGGCGAGAUGAACAAGGUCAACGGUCAUGUCAGUCUGAAGAGUCACAUGGCUUAUGUGCCCCAGAUAGCGUGGAUCCAGAACGACAACCUGCAGAACAAUAUUCUGUUCGGGAAGCCCAUGGACAGACAGUGGUACGACAGAGUGGUCGAGUGCUGCGCUCUGACUCCAGAUCUGGAGAUGUUACCAGCUGGUGAUAUGACAGAGAUUGGGGAGAGAGGUAUCAACUUGAGUGGAGGACAGAAGCAGAGAGUGUCUCUAGCCAGAGCUGUCUACAACGAUGCUGACAUCUAUCUGCUUGAUGAUCCACUCAGUGCUGUCGACAGUCAUGUGGGGAAACACAUCUUUGACAAGGUCCUAAGUAGAAAAGGGUUGCUUGCAGGCAAGGCCCGGGUUUUGGUCACUCACGGCAUCCACUGGCUCCUAGAGGUGGACGCUAUCUUAGUGAUGACCGGUGGUCAGAUAUCAGAGAAGGGGACGUAUGAGGAGCUUCUCCAGCAUAACGGACCCUUUGCCCAACUCAUACAGAAAUAUCUUUUUGAGGGCAAUGAUCCUGAUGUCAGCGUACUCGAAUGUAGGUUUUACAAGUAUUCAUCAUGUUCAUUGACUGAAAUAGAGAAGAGUGUUCGUCAACGGAUGAAAUCAGUCACAUCUAGCGAGGAGACGAAUGAUGAGAGGGUAACUCUAAUGAAGUCCUUGAUCCAAACCACAGACGUGAAACAAUCCCAACUACUGAAGGAGGAAGAACCUUUAAGCGAGAGGAGUAAACUGAUUGAGGAAGAAAAAGUAGAGACUGGAAAAGUUACACUGAAUGUAUUUCUUGCAUACGGCAGAGCUAUAGGCCCUUGGACUGUGGUAAUCGCUCUCAUCAUGUACUCGUUAUUUCAAGCAACGUCGGUAACAUCAAUUACAUGGCUCAGCAAAUGGACUGACGACAGCUCCCUCAACAAUCUGACACUUCUUCCUUCCAACAGUUCAGGACGAAUGGAGAAAAACAGUUACUAUCUAGAAGUCUAUGGUAUCUUGGGUGUAGCUCAAACCGUUUCCAUCUUGACAUUUUCCUUUUUGUGGAACCUAAAGACGGUCAAAGCUUCUGGUAUUCUCCACUUAAACAUGCUGAGGAAUGUUUUGAAGGCACCGAUGUCCUUCUUUGACACCACACCUACGGGCAGGAUUGUCAACCGGUUCUCCCAGGACAUUGAUACCAUCGACACAAGGAUGGCGAAUUUGGUGGAGUCUGCUAUCAACACAUUGUUCCAAGUCCUCAGCAGCAUCAUCGUCAUCUCCUACACCACGCCCAUAUUUCUUGUCGUUGUCGUCCCCUUGGUCAUUCUGUACUUCUUUGUUCAGCGCUUCUACGUAACCACCUCACGGCAGCUGCAACGAUUAGAGUCCAAAGCUCGAUCCCCGAUAUACAGCCAUUUUGGGGAGACAUUAUCUGGAGCCAGUGUUAUCAGAUCGUUUCAAGCCCAGUCGAGGUUCAUCAAGGAAUCAGAAGACCGAGUAGACACAAACCAGAGGUUCAACUUUUACUCAGUGGGUGCUGUCUGUUGGCAAGGUGUCCGUCUGGAGAUCAUCGGAAAUAUCAUCGUCCUGGCUGCUUCCCUUUUUGUCGUCAUGUCACGUGACACCCUGUCAGGAGGUCUUGUGGGCUUGUCGAUCUUAUAUGCUAUUGAGAUAACAGCCAACCUGAACUGGAUGGUGCAGAUGGUUUCAGAAGUAGAGGCACAGAUCGUUUCCGUGGAGAGAGUCAAAGAGUAUACGGAAAUAGAUUCAGAGCCGGCAUGGGACAUACCUCAGAGACGUACUAAUCACGAUUGGCCAGACACAGGGGUGGUGAAGUUCCUCGACUACUCAACUCGGUACAGAGAAGGGCUUGAGCUUGUUCUCUGGGGGAUUACAUGCACUGUUAAUGCUAAAGAAAAGGUUGGCAUCGUUGGCAGGACGGGAGCGGGGAAGUCCUCUCUGACUCUGUCCCUGUUCCGGCUGAUAGAAGCUGCAGGAGGGGAGAUCAACAUAGAUGGCGUUGACGUCAGUACACUCGGGCUGCAUGAUCUCAGGAGCAAACUCACCAUACUACCUCAGGAUCCUGUACUGUUUGCCGGGAGUCUGCGAGGUAAUGUUGACCCCUUCAACCAGUAUUCAGACAAUCAGAUCUGGCGGGCACUAGAACAGGCUCAUCUCAAGACGUUUGUGGAGACGCUACCUGAUGGACUGGAACACGAGUGUAGCGAAGGAGGGGAAAAUAUGAGUGUCGGUCAGCGGCAGCUCUUGUGUCUGGCCAGAGCUCUUCUGAAGAAGACCAGGAUCCUGGUACUGGACGAGGCUACAGCAGCCGUUGACAUGCAAACAGAUGACCUGAUCCAGGAGACCAUCAGGUCAGAGUUCAAGGACUGCACGGUGCUGACCAUCGCCCACAGACUCAACACCGUCAUGGACUACGACAGGAUCCUGGUCCUGGACAACGGCUGUGUAUGUGAGUUUGACACACCCUCCUCCCUGCUACAACAGCCUGACAGCAUCUUCUACAACAUGGCUAAAGCUGCAGGGUUAACGGCAUAAUGCAAGACUCUUGGGUGUAAUAUAUUGUCUAUUGAAUAUUUCACCUUCUCAA